GGCUCCAUCAUUGACGUGCAUUUCAGUGAUCCUAGCUUUUACAGGAAAACCACCGAAGAUGAAAAGACUCCUCGAAAAGGAAAAAGACGAAGGCGAAGGAGGAAGUGAUAAGGCUUGUGAUAUACAACAUCCUUCCUGUUCACUGUCUAACUUUCGUUUCCAUACUCAGCAAGAACUCGAGACAAUGUACGGGAAACAGCGUGAGAAGAAACUCGAAUUCACCUGGUUUUUGGCUCCUAAGAAGAUGAAAAGACUCCCUGAAAAGGAAAAAGACGAAGGCGAAGGAGAGAGUGAUAAGGCUUGUGACAUACAACAUUCUUCCCGUUCACUGUCUAACUUUCGUUUCCAUACUCAGCAAGAACUCCAGACAAUGUAUGGGAAACAAAAUGAGAGGAAAGUCGAAUUCAACUGGAAUUUGGCUCCUAAGAAACCACAGCCAAGUAAAGUAAAAGAAGGAAUCAGCCAGGAAGAACGCGAGAAAUCCGAAGGAUACAGGCUGUUUAAGAAGGCCUUGGAUGCACAUAUUGUCAAGAGAGAAAUGCGAAGGAUAAAGGCUGUUUAAGGAGGCCUUGGACGCACAUGCUGUCAAAACAACCUCCACCAAGAGUAGUUAAACACCUAAAUAGACUGUCUGUUAUUCAUAAUUGUAUUCAUUCCGGCACCAAAUCUUUGGCAUAAGAUUAGUACGGUAAAACAAACAUUUUUAACGCUUGGGAUACCAUAACAACAAUUUUAUAAAAUUGUUUGCACAUUUUUCUUGUCCGUUUUCUGGGUGAUAAAUGUAAAAUGGACAUUUCUCCUUUUUCAGAACAUGUUUUAAAUACCACUA
Molecule: messenger RNA, 829 nt
Organism: Stylophora pistillata
Lineage: Eukaryota; Metazoa; Cnidaria; Anthozoa; Scleractinia; Pocilloporidae
Source: RefSeq, a predicted model, not a curated record